AUGCUAAACCUAAGGGCCCGUUGGCCCGACCCGAACCCUGACAGAUUGCCGCGUCUCUUGACAGGGAAAGUUUUUGUGCGACGAGUAACCGCCCAACACAAGGCUGCAAAGGCAAAGGAGGCCGACACAGCAGCACGGAGAGAGGUGAUGGCUACGCGGAAGCGUUUAAUGGACGAGUGGGCCGAGGUCAACGCAGUUCAGACAGUGUGGAACGAGCAAUUGAAAGCUGAUGUCGCAGAGGCAGUGGCGAAAUGGACAGCGGAGAAAGUGAGGUUGGGAGGGAAGAAUCCACCGUGGAAGAAGCCCUUGACGAAGGGCAAGCUCAUGCCCGCCAUUCCCAAGCCAAAAGUCGUGGCCCAGGUUGCAGCACGCCAAGGCCCAUCAGAUCAGUCGGAGCCUGUGAUUGUUGACUCGAGUUCAGACUCGGAAGAGUCUGAAUCUGACUCGGGAGACUGCAUCUGA
Molecule: messenger RNA, 462 nt
Organism: Mycena indigotica
Lineage: Eukaryota; Fungi; Basidiomycota; Agaricomycetes; Agaricales; Mycenaceae
Product: HTH CENPB-type domain-containing protein
Exons: 2
Coding region: 1-462 (153 amino acids)
Source: RefSeq, a predicted model, not a curated record